Carya illinoinensis is the source of this 738-nucleotide messenger RNA. RefSeq lists its product as uncharacterized. NCBI's taxonomy places the organism in Eukaryota, Viridiplantae, Streptophyta, Magnoliopsida, Fagales, Juglandaceae. Gene Ontology annotation, molecular function: RNA-DNA hybrid ribonuclease activity; nucleic acid binding. The record is from RefSeq and is a predicted model, not a curated record. The transcript has a single exon. The coding region runs from base 1 to 738 and encodes 245 amino acids.
AUGGCAGGAAAUAGAAUCUCUUUCAGUGAGGUUUGGAAACAAAUGAUAGAGAUAUUAAACAAAGAGGAACUAGCAGAAGCAGCUCUCAUAGUUAGAUUAAUCUGGUUCAGAAGAAACAAUUUGCUCCAUGAAAACUCCUACUCUCCUCCUGGGCUAAUAAUUCAAGCGGCUAAAAAGGAAAUGAAGGACUUUAAGGAAGCCACGGGUAAGCCACAGAUCAACCUUGUCCACAACUCAGAUCAAACACUCAGUUUAUGGAAGAAGCCACCAGAGAAUUUCUAUAAGCUUAACUGGGGUACAGCCACUGAUAAAGGAGCAGCAAAAGUGGGAAUUGGAGCUAUUAUAAGAGACUCAAAUGGCCAGGUGAUCGGAUCUCUGCAAGCUACAAGACAAUUGACAUCUGACCAAUUUACUGCUGAAUCAUAUGCUCUAUUGAUAGCUACAACUUUCAGCAAAGAAAUUGGUACCACAGCAGUGAUAGUGGAGGGAGAAACUCAAAAAGUACUAAACCUCUUAGGGAGUGGAGCCACUGAUUGGAGUCAAGGAGGACUUCUUGUUGAAGAAGCAAAAGCCAUCCUCAACUCAUGUCUAUCAUGGUCGGCCAACUUAGUCAACAAGGAGGCCAAUAAAGCAGCCAGUUCUUUAGCUAGAAAUGCUCUCGUGUUGUAUGAGGAUCUAUGUGAGUUGGAAGAAAUUUCUAACUGUAUCUUAUCCACUGUUCUCAGUGAGAUGAUGUAA